AUGGCGAAACUCUACUCUCUUUUAUUCUUCACUAGCGCUAUAACCGUCGUAUUCUCUACCACCAUCUCCGACAUUAAAGGAAAUGCUUGGCUCAGUCCGUUCGCGAACAAAGCUGUCCAGAAUGUCACUGGGUUGGUGACAGCCAAGGGAACAACUGGCUUCUGGAUUGCCGGGGAGAAAUCCAAGGACGUUCGCGUCUCAAAUGGGUUAAUGGUCUACUCCUCAGCUAAAGCGGUUCUUGGCGCCGUCAACGUCGGGGAUUACAUUUCAUUAAGCGGAAACAUUACUGAAUACCGUUCAUCCGCCUAUCCCGACUACUUCCACUUGACCGAACUCGAAUACCCUACAAAUAUCAUCGUUCUUUCCUCCAACAACACUGUGACCCCGGUUGUCCUCGGCAAGGACCGAAGCCCCCCUACUCAAAAAUUCUCUGCCCUCGACAAAGGGCACGACGGCUUUUUAUCAGUUCCCAACAACUCCAGCCGCAUCAACACGGUUAAUGCUGCCCUGCAGCCAGACAACUACGGCUUGGACUUCUGGCAGAGUCUUGAAGGCCAACUCGUCACAAUUCCCAAACCAACGGCCGUCGCAUUCACGACCUCUUACGGCGAGUUCUGGGCUGUCGGAAACUGGAAAAAGACUGGCGUAAACAGUCGCGGAGGCAUCACUCUCAACUUCGGUCAGGACGGGGUUCCCGAUGGCAACCCUGAGGCAAUUUUCAUUGGCUCGCCACUUGACAAGACCAAAAACCCGCAAACUGCCGUUGGUGUUGGCUUGACCGACAUCACAGGUGUUGUGACAUACCAAUACGGGUAUUACUACGUGCUCCCGCUCACUGCGCCUCAAAUUAUCUCGACCCCAAGUGCUAACAUCCCCGCCACUACGUUGACAUCGUCGACACGCGAUUUGUGCACUGUCACAUUCGGAGAUUACAAUGUUCAAAAUAUGCCACCAACUGGCGCCCAUUUGCCCGCAGUCGCAGCACACAUUGUCAACUACCUGAAGACCCCCGAUAUCAUGUUCAUUCAGGAAGUCCAAGACAACUCUGGCGCAAAAGAUGAUGGUGUUGUUGACGCCAACGUCACCCUUACCAAUCUUGUAAACUCCAUCGCGUCCCUCAGCAACGUUACCUACAAGUUUGCAUCCAUCAACCCCAUCGACGGCCAAGACGGUGGUGUUCCAGGUGGAAAUAUCCGGGUUGCUUACUUGUAUCGCCCAGAGAAACUCGAACUCGUCGGAGGGUCGCCAGCUGGAGGUUCACUCGACAAAACUGUUGUGCAAGGAACCCUCUUCAACCCUAAACUCAACUUCAAUCCAGGCCGCAUUGACCCAACCAAUACGGCGUGGAACUCGAGCCGUAAGCCUCUUGUAGCGCACUGGGCAGUCGGUCCUUUGAAGAGUUCCCUGUUCACCGUCAACGUUCACCUCGCCUCCAAGGGUGGAAGCACCACUACUAACGGAGACGCACGACCACCUGUCAACUCUCCCAUCCAGGCGCGAACCAACCAAAUUUCUACCAUUGCUACUUUCAUUAAAUCCCUCCUCCAAAAAAACCCCUUGGCCAACAUCGUCAUUGCUGGAGACUUCAACGAGUUUAUUCAGACCCGCUCUGUAUACAAGCCCUUCACCCCUAUACUCUCCGACAUUGACGACGCUGCCGGCAUCCCUGAGUUGGAGCGUUACUCCUACGUCUAUGACCAGAACUCGGAGCAGCUCGACCACGCUUUCAUCUCCCUUGCCCUAAGGCUCAAGAAGGUCGAAUUCGAACACAUCCAUGCGAAUACUUGGGCCCCUAAUUCGAAAUCGCAAGUUAGCGAUCAUGAUCCCUCAGUUGGCAGGAUUAGGGUCUGUUAA
Molecule: messenger RNA, 1854 nt
Organism: Laccaria bicolor S238N-H82
Lineage: Eukaryota; Fungi; Basidiomycota; Agaricomycetes; Agaricales; Hydnangiaceae
Exons: 7
Coding region: 1-1854 (617 amino acids)
Molecular function (GO): catalytic activity
Source: RefSeq, a predicted model, not a curated record